AUGAGCGUUCAUUUGCAUGCUGGGCACCAGAUUGAGGCAAUCGCCACUCCGCAAGCGUUUGACUCCAGCGAUUUGCUCAACACAAGUACACUGAGUGAGUACACUCACGAUUCCAGUGGAUUCGGCUCGCUCAUUCACGAUCAGAGUGGUGCGAGUAAUUUGUCCGGAUAUCCACGGAGUGCCGAUCGAUCCGGGGCACAAUUUCGAUGGCAGACUCACAAUCUCACUUCACUCGAGAGUGAUACAAGUGAUAUUGGACUUGAUCAAAGUUCAAUGCAAGAACCCGGUCGAUCUCAGAGUCCAAUUAGUCGCACGGACUUUCCCGGUUUGACCACAGCAGUGCCUGUGAAGAGCACAGAGUCACAACCGCAAUCUCCUCUAACCGGGGGAGUCACGAAACUAGAUGGUGUGGAUGAACACGGAGUUAUGGCAUUCCAAGAUACCGCCGUCGACGGCGGCGGUGGCGGUGGCGGGCAACAACAAACGGUUUCGGGUCGACAGUCGCGGAUGUUGGAAGAGAAUUUGGCAUCUGUGGCGCGUUACGUGGAAGAACUAACCGGGUGCGGUACAAGCACUGGUGCGGCAACGGUUGUUCCUUCAAAGUUGUUUAAAUCCGAUUCGGCGCGUGCUCAACAGGCGCCACAGACACCAACACCCGUUCCUCUUAUGGCUGGAGACCAACAAACAAGAAAAGAUGCAUCAGUGGAAAUGAAAUAUUCGUCCCCUAGUGGAAGCGCCGUCCAAAAUCCGUCUCAAACCACCAGUCCAUCAGUUCAAGCAAGUCAGCUGGCCCAAUUACAACAACUGAAUCAGCAGCUGGCUGCUUUGGCGUCCUCCAAUUCAUCGAGGGCAAGCAAAGUGAACGAGCGGGAACUACUGACUAGCGCGGCCCAAGAAUUGCUUCGUCGGUUGAUCUCCAACCAACUUCCCGGACUGUUUGAUAACGCCACCAAUCUACCCAAAGAAAUAAGACCGGAGUUUGAGGACUGGUCUGUUGGCUCGGGAACCGCACAAACGAGGACUCUACUGCCCGGAAUUCCACAGCAGCAGCAACAACAAUUUCAAUUGAAUCAACCUUCUGGAGCUCGUGGUCAGGUUGCAUACGGGACCAGUCUGAUAGAUGCUGGUACUAGUGGCAGCGCGUUCAGACAGUCGGUGAAUCCCUUAAUCAGUAGUACACUGAGAGCAUCACCUUCAAGUACAUAUGCAGACCUGAGAGGUAGUCCGGGGGCUGGUUCCGGUAAUUUCCGUGCCAUGCCUGAAAUGCCAACAUCUGGACGCACUCAGGCCAUGGACCCCACGCUUCUCACCAAUAUUCUUACUCAGUUGGGAUUGCUGGAUAACCUUCAGAUACCAGCUCUGAGCAGUUCCAAUACCCCCGGCACCAAUACCGCUACAGGCACACUGAACACGAGUAAUGCUGUAGCUCUGUUGGCUAGUCUUCUUGCUAACGGACAGAGCUGCAUGUCCGCUGGCAAUCAGAACCCGGAUUCUAUUGCCACGUCAGCCUUGGCAACAUUAUUGUCGAAUUUACAGGCGUCUCGCGACCAGAAUACAGGUCCUCGACCCCUAAUUAGCCGGGACACACAGCGUCGACCGACUAAUCAAAAUGGUCGGCAAACAGAAUUGGGAGGAGCUGGUCUAGUGAAUAGCCUGAUUUCUUCCAGUGGGGUAUCUCGACCGAUGAAUAAUCUGAUGGAAGAACUGCAGCGUCUCGCAGUACCAUAUCAUCAGCUGCUUACAAACAUGGAACCGGAUAUCGAACGUGCAGCAAAUGUGUAUCGGAACUCGGCCAGAAACAUCUCCGCCACGGGAAUGCAGAUCAUUUUGCACAUUCUUCUGAAGCUGAGACACCAAGAUGAUUAUGCACAGCUUUUCGAAGAAACUUACUUUUUCGGUUCCGUUACAGGUUCGAUUGCACAGAAAAGUGAGGCAGCAUAUCACUGGUCUGGAAAGCUACCGGUUCGCGUGUACCGUUCAAUGACAUUUUCACGGAAGGUAUUUCUUGGCGGUGUGCCGUGGGACAGCACAAGCGAGGAUCUAGUAAUGGCGUUCUCUCGCUUUGGUAACGUAACGGUCUCAUGGCCCCAGAAGGACGGCAAUCAAUAUCAUCAAGGUCACGUGAAACAUCCAUCCCCAAAAGGAUAUUGCUAUUUGAUUUACGAACAUGAAUCUUCGGUGUCCGAUUUAUUGGCUGCUUGCGUUCGGGAUCCAAACAACGGGGGAGAUUAUUAUCGCAUCUCUGGUCCAGAAUUCAAGUCGAAAAAUGUUCAGGUUAUACCGUGGGUAAUAAGUGACAGCCAGUACACAAAAUCUGGUCCCUAUCGACCGGACACGAAGCGCACGGUUUUCAUUGGUGCAUUGCAUGGGAUGAUCACGGCAGAAGCGUUGGUGACAAUAAUGAACGAUUUGUUCGGUAAUGUGGUUUUCGCUGCUUUGGAUACCGACCGAUACAAAUAUCCUAUAGGAUCGGGACGAGUGGCCUUUUCCAGUCACAAGAGUUAUAUGCGUGCGGUGACUGCAAACUUUGUGGAUGUUCGCACGUCUAAAUUUACCAAGACAAUCCAAAUAGAUCCGUACCUAGAAGACGCAUAUUGUGAUAGCUGUGGCACAACUCCUGGAAUCUACUUUUGCCGCGCGUUCGACUGCUUCCGCUACUUUUGUCCAGUCUGUUGGCAACUUUGGCAUAAUUCGACUGAGACGCUGCUCACGCACAAACCACUGCGACGCACAUUCAAACCGUUUAGCGAUAUGCCCUGGUCCACUCCGAACAAAUACUGA
Echinostoma caproni is the source of this 2781-nucleotide messenger RNA. The record is from the annotation of a GenBank genome assembly. Lineage: Eukaryota; Metazoa; Platyhelminthes; Trematoda; Plagiorchiida; Echinostomatidae.